AGCUAAAAUGAACUCUGAAAAUCCCCAAAUCUACUCUGCUCCACCACCAUAUGAAGUUGCCAUCGGGAUGCCGAAAGUGAAUCGGCAACCGGCUCCAGUAUUAGCUCCGCCCAUUGAUCCAAGGCCAUGUGGCAGAGUGAUAGGUGUAAUUUCUGUGAAGCAGGCCCCAACAUAUUCAUCUUAUCAGGAGAAUUGUACAAGAUGUCAGACACUGGUACAAACUCGAGUUGAGCACAAAAUUGGUAUCAUGUGGUGGCUAUGUGCCACCCUCUCAUUUUGUUUCUUCUUCUGCUGCUACCUAUUGUUUUUCCCGAUCACCAAGGACGCUCAACAUUUUUGUCCAAACUGUGGGUCUUUGUUGGCUGUUAGGACGAGAGCCUAGAGUCUGAGAUAAAAGCAAUGACGUUCUGAAGCGCACGACAACAACCGGGUUUGGCAACGAGCUGUGGCUAGCCGAGGACCCGGCAGAUGUCGGACGCUUCGUAUUUUUAAUGUACAAAUUGAAUAAAUUUUUUAAAAUCAU
This is a messenger RNA of Caenorhabditis elegans, 523 nucleotides long. RefSeq names its product LITAF domain-containing protein (gene Y40H7A.11). The record is from RefSeq and is marked reviewed. Lineage: Eukaryota; Metazoa; Nematoda; Chromadorea; Rhabditida; Rhabditidae. Gene Ontology annotation, cellular component: lysosomal membrane; membrane; endosome membrane. The transcript has 2 exons. The coding region runs from base 8 to 382 and encodes 124 amino acids.